Molecule: messenger RNA, 885 nt
Organism: Henningerozyma blattae CBS 6284
Lineage: Eukaryota; Fungi; Ascomycota; Saccharomycetes; Saccharomycetales; Saccharomycetaceae
Gene: CDC28
Product: cyclin-dependent serine/threonine-protein kinase CDC28
Exons: 1
Coding region: 1-885 (294 amino acids)
Biological process (GO): regulation of G2/M transition of mitotic cell cycle; G1/S transition of mitotic cell cycle; regulation of gene expression
Cellular component (GO): nucleus; cytoplasm; cyclin-dependent protein kinase holoenzyme complex
Molecular function (GO): ATP binding; cyclin-dependent protein serine/threonine kinase activity; cyclin binding
Source: RefSeq, a predicted model, not a curated record
AUGAGUGGAGAAUUAGCAAAUUAUAAGAGACUUGAAAAAGUUGGGGAAGGUACCUAUGGUGUUGUUUAUAAGGCUUUGGAUUUGCGUAACGGUCAACGAAUCGUUGCUUUAAAGAAGAUUAGAUUAGAAAGUGAAGAUGAAGGUGUUCCAAGUACUGCCAUUCGUGAAAUCUCUCUUUUAAAAGAAUUAAAAGAUGAUAAUAUUGUUAAGUUAUAUGAUAUCGUUCAUGCAGACGCACAUAAGUUAUAUCUUGUUUUUGAGUUUUUGGAUUUGGAUUUAAAAAGAUAUAUGGAAAGUAUCCCCAAGGAUCAAUCAUUAGGUGAUAAAAUUAUCAAGAAAUUCAUGAUGCAGUUGUGUAAGGGGAUAGCAUACUGUCAUUCUCAUCGUAUCUUGCAUCGUGAUUUGAAACCUCAGAAUCUUUUAAUAAAUAGAGAUGGGAAUUUGAAAUUAGGUGAUUUUGGUCUUGCAAGAGCAUUUGGUGUCCCAUUAAGAGCUUAUACACAUGAAAUUGUCACACUAUGGUACAGAUCCCCUGAAGUGUUGUUAGGUGGGAAACAAUAUAGUACUGGUGUGGAUAUUUGGUCGAUCGGGUGUAUCUUUGCUGAAAUGUGUAAUAGAAAGCCGAUUUUCAGUGGUGAUAGUGAGAUUGAUCAAAUUUUCAAAAUCUUUAGAAUCCUGGGUACUCCAAACGAAUCUAUUUGGCCUGAUAUCGUCUAUUUGCCGGAUUUCAAACCAAGUUUCCCUAAAUGGCACCGUAAGGAUUUAGCACAAAUUGUUCCAUCUCUGGAUUCACAUGGGAUCGAUUUAUUAGAUAAAUUAUUGGCCUAUGAUCCUAUCAAUAGAAUAAGCGCAAGAAGAGCUGUCAUCCAUCCAUAUUUCCAAUAG